This is a messenger RNA of Cuscuta campestris, 2903 nucleotides long. Lineage: Eukaryota; Viridiplantae; Streptophyta; Magnoliopsida; Solanales; Convolvulaceae. The record is from the annotation of a GenBank genome assembly.
UGAGAUUAUAGGAGAGACAGGUGCUACUGCCCGUACAGUCAUUAAAGUUUAUUUGCCAGGUUUCAAGAUUGGGGAAUUGAAGGUUACGCAUGUUCAAGGAUGCGAACCACAACAAAUAAGGAUCGCGGGAAAAAGGCCUAGAGAAGGUAAUAUAUGGAUCUGGUUUACAACAGAGUUCCCCAUCCCACCAGAUUGCGACGCCGCGGGUGAGAUCAAAGCUAGAUUUGAAGGCGGCAUUCUGAGCGUCACACUACCAAAAAAGACUGCCAGCGUGCAAAAGCCCGAUGAAACGAAGGAGCCGAAAGAGAGUGGACAAGAACAACAGCCAAAAGGACAAACAGAAACUAGUAAUAAUCAUGAUCAAAAGCCAACCAAUGGCUCUGUUCAAGACACGAACAACAAGAAAGCUGAAGAACCCGCGGCUCCCAAAGUGAAAGGAAAGGCUGGCAUUUCAGAAGAGGAGCCGAAACUAGAAGAGUCAAGAGGACAAACCAGCACUACUUCCCAGGCAAGCGCAAAGGUUGUUGCUUAUCCAGAGACAAGGGAAGAGGAGAGCUCUGAGGCUGUUCGAGGUGGGUCAACUUCUGACCCUCCUCCUCCAAAGCCUCGAGAGUCAAACAAGAAAGCUGAAGAGCAGGAAGGUGGCGAGCCCGCGAAUCAGCAAGAAAAAGGAGAGGCUGUUACAAAAGAGGUGCCGAAACCAGAAGAGCCAACGAGCCAUGCACAACAGGCAAAACAACCUAAUGAAGUGAACGGUGCAAAGAGUGAAACUACUACCGAUGACAACCAGAAAGAAGAAGGGGAUGCCAAAAACGCAGUCAAGAGAAAGGGUUAUGAGUGUACCUUCGCCGAAACGAAGUUGAGAUAGCGCGUGAAAAUGUUGAAUUUGGCUCUGGUGGUUUUGGCUGGCAUUGGCAUUGGACUGUAUGUUAAAAACAUGGUUAGAUCCUAUGGUGGGGAGGCUGAUGAGUGAAUAUCCUGCACAGCUAGAAUUGUGAAUAACACACAACUUACAUGUGAUUGAUUGUAUAUUAUUGAAUGAAAUAUGACAAGAAGAAGGCGAAGAUCAAACAAGAAGGAGAAGAACUGAAAUGGCAUCAAAUAUGACCAAGACCAACACUCCCCCUCCACCCAGAGUUUAUGUGGGUUUUAAGCCUAAAGUUGAGAUUUCAGAAGAUGGUACCGUCAUGAAGAUUCAUUUUCCAGGUUUCAAGAAGGAACAACUACAAAUUCAACAUAUUAAAACCACACCAGGCAAGCUGAGGAUCACAGGAGAAAGGCAUGCACACAGAGAUAAAUGGCUCAAGACUGAAGAAGAGUUCCUGAUUUCACCGGAUUGCGACACGGGUAAGAUCAAAGCAGUGUUUCAAAGCGGCGGCAUUCUAAGCGUCACACUGCCAAAAAAGACCGCUAGUGAAACAGAAAAACAACAGGAGGGAACUAGAGAGCAGAGAGAGAGUGGUCAAGAGCAGGCAAAAGGACAAACCAGCAGUACUUCCCAGGCAAGCAAAAAGGUUGCACCAGAAUCUUCCAAGCCUCAAGAGACAAGGAAAGAGUCAAACAAGAAAGCUGAAGAACAGGAAAACAGCAAACCCAUGGAUCCCCAAGGAAAAGGAAAGGCUGUUUCGGAAGAGGUGCCGAAACCAGAAGAGCCAAAGAGCCAUACACAACAAGCGAAACCUGCAGAACCGAAAGAUGCAAAAAGUGUAACCGGAAGAUCAUCUGAUGAUGCUAAAAGCAGCAGUGCCAUUAAAGAAGGAUCAGCAAGCCAAAUUACCAAAAACGCAACCAGUACAGAGGGUUAUGAGUACGGUACCUUCGCUGAAAUGAAGUCGAGGAGGUACGAAAAAACGAUGAAUUUGGUUCUGGUGGUUUUGGCUGUCAUUGGCAUUGGACUGUAUGUUAAGAACAUUUAUGAUUAUUAGAUCUGAAGCUGAAGAAUGAAUGUCAUGUAAACACCUUCAGGAAAAAUAAUAACACAUUGCAGCGCACAGCUAGAAUUGUGAAUAACACAAUAUUCAUGUGAUUGAUUGUAUACUAUUGUUGAAUGGAAUAAAGAGCAUAUGAAUAAGAGAAAUUGCUAGAUUGACAAACAAAAUGGUCACAAACUUCACAAACUUACUAUUUGUAAAUUUCAAUAAAAAAAUUUAAAUAGUUUAGAAUAAUUUUAAAAUGAAAAUUUAAACCAUAAAUGUAUUCAAACACUAAUUUGGCCGUAACCGAUCCGACCAAAUCUUGAGUCGAAUCCAAAAUCAAAUCCCAACCAGACCCCUAUCGGGCGACCGGACCAAACCAGAUUGCCAUCCCUACUUCCGCUCCUCUCACGGCAAAACCCUCUCACCCUUACAAAACUUUGUCACCCACAAUCCGAUUUCUUUUCUUUUUCGAUUUUACUGUAAUUUGUCAAAAGUUGCUCACCAAACAGCAAUGAAAGAAAUGGGAGAAAUCAGAGGAGAGACAAUGGAAGGAGGAGAUAAGAAGGCAGAGGUGAUUCUGGUGCGCACGUUGGGUGCGGAUGAGCCGAAACACUAUGACAAAGAUGGCGUGUACGAUUUCACCAGGUGGAUCUGAGUGAAGGAGGCAAGCAAUUGAUUGUGGGGUGCUUCCCAUUAAGGUUAUUGAAUGGUUGUCAUGUCAUCUUUGGUUGACAAAUAAAAUAUGCUUUGUUUGGUGGUGUAUUCCAUUUAGUGUUUGCCUAUUUAUAGGUUGUUGUACCUUUCAAGUUACUCAAGUCCUUCUUUGUCAUUUCUUUCGGACAGUCGUUAAUACGUUGUUCUUUGUAAAAUUCAUUGGUCCUUGAUAUUGAUUAUUUUCUUAGUCGUCAUAUGAAUGUAACUUGAGUCUUUCUUGGUGGGCAUUGUUUGUGUUAGAAUACGGAGUAUAUCGUUACGUUAGAAUACAGG